AUCUCGCCUGCCGUCAACAUCGACACGAGCAAGAGUGCCAGAAUGUCCCUCAGCCUAGUCACCCGAACCGUCCUGCGCAACCCCCCACGCGCGCUAAUCCCCGUCCUCAACAUCCAGUCCGCCCCCGUCAGUAAUGACAUCGGACCCAAGCGGGCAGAGACGCCCGAAUAUGUCGUGACUCCCAGCAGGGGGACGUACGACACCACCAAAGUCCCCAGCUUCAAGGCUUACAAAACCCGCGGACCGCCCCGGGGCCAUCAGAACAUCGCGUAUUUUAUGGCGGGAGCGCUGGGUGUGACCACAGCUGUGGGGGCCAAGGAUACGGUUGCGAGCUUUCUGGCCAACAUGUCCGCUUCCGCUGAUGUCCUGGCGCAAGCAAAGGUCGAGAUUGGCCUCGGUGCGAUCCCCGAGGGGAAGAAUAUCAUCAUCAAGUGGCGCGGAAAGCCGGUCUUCAUCCGGCAUCGCACGCAGAAUGAGGUCGAGGAGGCGCGCAAGACGGACUGGAAAUCUCUCCGCGAUCCGCAGCCGGACGAGGACCGUGUGCUGAAGCCGGAGUGGUUGAUUAUGAUGGGUGUUUGCACCCAUCUGGGUUGCGUGCCCAUCGGCGAGUCCGGGGACUUUGGGGGCUGGUUUUGUCCGUGUCAUGGCUCGCACUAUGACAUCUCCGGACGGGCGCGCAAGGGUCCCGCCCCGACUAAUCUGGAGGUACCGCAGUACAGCUUUCCGACCGAGGACACGCUGGUGAUCGGAUAGAGGGGGAUUUGAAUAAUAUCUCGGCCCAUUCGAUUCGUGUGGGGGUUUCUGUGCAGGUCCCUCGACGUGGGGUUGCAUAGAACACGAUACGUUUUCUCUCUCAAAGACCGACAUACUUGUUAGAGAA
Molecule: messenger RNA, 880 nt
Organism: Aspergillus aculeatinus CBS 121060
Lineage: Eukaryota; Fungi; Ascomycota; Eurotiomycetes; Eurotiales; Aspergillaceae
Product: ubiquinol-cytochrome c reductase iron-sulfur subunit mitochondrial precursor
Exons: 4
Coding region: 43-753 (236 amino acids)
Biological process (GO): mitochondrial electron transport, ubiquinol to cytochrome c
Cellular component (GO): membrane
Molecular function (GO): quinol-cytochrome-c reductase activity; 2 iron, 2 sulfur cluster binding
Source: RefSeq, a predicted model, not a curated record